UUUUUAAAUUCUGUGAUGUCAAUGUCAAAGCAAUAAAUCAUAAUAAAAAGGACAAUAUUAUUAAAGGAUUAAGGUAAUUACAUUGUUAACGAAACGUUUCAUAGGAAGUACGAAGUAUUAUUAGAUUAUCUUCAGUGAUUCUUACGAACGAAAUGAGUUUGUUGUCAAGGCCAGAAAUAAAUCUACGUAGAUUAUUAACUAAAUGUGAGGUACUAACUAAGAUCAAUAAAAAUGAUGAAAAAUUUCCCAAAUAUAUUAGUUCUUUAGAAGAAAUGUUAUUAGAGGUGAAGAAACUAAUAGAACCUUCCAACAAUGCUAUAAAAAAUUAUCAGAUUAGAAUAAAUGCCUUGAAGAGUGAAUUAGGAAUAACUAUUGAUGAAACAGAAAAUUAUCAAAGUAUGAGGGAGGAUCUACUGAAUCUUCGACAUCGUAAUGUUAAUAAAUCAGUUGAAAGCGAUGAUUUGGAUCAGUUAAUAAAUUAUAAUGAGAAUAUUCAACAGAAAGUAGCCGAUAAUUUACUUGUUUUAACAAAAAAUUUGAAAGAACAAUCCCAGUUAGCAAAUAAAAUAAUUAAAAAAGACACUGAAGUUCUGGCAAGAUCUUCUGUAUUAACAGAUCAAAACAAGGCCAAACUAGAAGUAGAAUCAUCAAAACUAGAAGAGCAUUCUAAAAGAGCUUGGAAAUGCUGGAUGUGGGUUAUGCUCUUUAUGGUAAUGGUAGUUUUUUUCACAAUGGUGAUGUUUAUAAAGGUGACAAAAAAGAAAUAUUGAGAAUCGGUAAAUAAAAAAGAUUUGAACUGUGAAUUUAUAUGGAAAUACUUUUCAUAAAUAUAGUAUUAAUGGAUAUGCAUUUCA
Harmonia axyridis is the source of this 854-nucleotide messenger RNA. RefSeq names its product vesicle transport protein USE1 (gene Use1). Gene Ontology annotation, molecular function: SNAP receptor activity. NCBI's taxonomy places the organism in Eukaryota, Metazoa, Arthropoda, Insecta, Coleoptera, Coccinellidae. Gene Ontology annotation, biological process: retrograde vesicle-mediated transport, Golgi to endoplasmic reticulum. The record is from RefSeq and is a predicted model, not a curated record. Bases 153 to 770 code for a protein of 205 amino acids. Gene Ontology annotation, cellular component: endoplasmic reticulum; SNARE complex. The transcript has 2 exons.